This is a messenger RNA of Drosophila elegans, 1595 nucleotides long. RefSeq names its product alpha-N-acetylgalactosaminidase. The record is from RefSeq and is a predicted model, not a curated record. Lineage: Eukaryota; Metazoa; Arthropoda; Insecta; Diptera; Drosophilidae. Gene Ontology annotation, cellular component: cytoplasm. Gene Ontology annotation, biological process: glycosylceramide catabolic process; oligosaccharide metabolic process; glycoside catabolic process. Gene Ontology annotation, molecular function: alpha-galactosidase activity. The transcript is spliced from 7 exons. Bases 202 to 1467 code for a protein of 421 amino acids.
ACCAAUCAGUCGAUGGGUGUGCUCCACUGCAAUAGCAAUUAGCCACUAACCUUCUGGCGGGUCUCCUGCUCCUCCACCUCCACCUCUUCCGCUGCCUCUUCAGGUGCCCCGGGCAAACAGACUUAAAACUUAUCUGGAGUGCCGCCGCAAGAGCCUAUAAAUUGCCUGGCAGCCCAAAGGCCAGGAUUCAGUCGUGGCCAAAUGCUCGCGAUGUGCGGAAGUACGUGGGCCGUCUUUCUGGGCGGGAUCCUCCUGCCACAGGUUCUCCAUCUGGCCGUGGGCCUCGACAAUGGCCUGGCACUCAAGCCACCUAUGGGCUGGAUGUCCUGGGAGCGCUUUCGUUGCCUGACCGACUGCCAACUUUAUCCGGACGAGUGCAUUAGUGAGAAACUGUUUAGACGACAUGCGGAUCUUCUGGUGUCCGAGGGCUAUGCGGCUGCUGGCUACGAGUACAUCAUCAUAGAUGACUGCUGGCUGGAGAAGGAUCGCGACAACGAUACCCAGAAACUGGUGCCGGACAAAAAACGCUUUCCCAGUGGACUAAAUGCCCUGUCUGAUCAUAUCCACAACAAGGGUUUGAAGUUUGGCUUGUACCAGGACUACGGCACCAAUACCUGUGCCGGCUAUCCCGGAGUCAUCAAGCACAUGCAGCUGGAUGCCCAGACCUUCGCCGACUGGGAUGUGGACUACGUGAAGCUGGAUGGUUGCUAUGCCAAUAUCAGCGACAUGGCCACAGGCUAUCCGGAGUUUGGACGCCUGCUGAACGAGACGGGUCGUCCGAUGGUCUACUCCUGCAGCUGGCCCGCCUACCAGGAGGAUGCCGGCGAGAUGCCCGACUACGAGUCGCUCAAGAAGCACUGCAAUCUGUGGCGGAACUGGGACGAUAUCGACGACUCUCUGGAGUCGCUGAUGCAGAUAAUGGACUACUUUGCCAAGAACCAGGACAGGAUUCAGCCGCACGGAGGACCUGGCCACUGGAACGAUCCGGAUAUGCUCCUGCUGGGAAACUACGGCCUCAGCUACGAUCAAAGCAAGCUGCAGAUGGCCAUUUGGGCGAUUAUGGCGGCACCUCUCAUUAUGUCCAACGAUCUGGCGGCAGUGCGUCCUGAGAUCAAGGACAUACUGCAGAAUCGUGCGGUAAUUGCAGUGGACCAGGACGAGCUGGGCAUCCAGGGACGUCGUGUGCUGUCCCGCAACCAAAUCGAAGUCUGGCAAAGACCCAUCACUCCGGUGGCCAAGAGUGGACACCACUCCUAUGCCGUGGCCUUCGUCAGUCGUCGCGAUGACGGCGCUCCCUACAGGAUCCCAUUCACGGUCAAGGAGCUCGGACUAACCAAUCCCAAGGGAUAUCGCGUGCAGGACCUCUACGAUGGCCGCAAUAAGCUGGGAGUCUUCCAGUCGGAGAGCCAGUUCAUCACUCGCGUCAAUCCCAAUGGCGUAACUUUCUACAAGUUUACAGCGCUGUGAUCUGAAGAAUAUGCAAAUCAGCCGCUGCCAUCAAAUCGAAUAUGCUCUUUUAUACACCAUUUUCCACAUUGCCACGAUGAGCUGGGAAAUAAGUUAAUUCCGUUAAUAAAUAGCAGGUAAAUAACCGA